Notodromas monacha is the source of this 756-nucleotide messenger RNA. The record is from the annotation of a GenBank genome assembly. Lineage: Eukaryota; Metazoa; Arthropoda; Ostracoda; Podocopida; Cyprididae.
AUGCAAUUGUCUGUUGUGCCAAAAUCUGUUUUGUGGCUCCAGGUGCACAAUAUUGUGCUGUUUCCGGAGAAGCACGCGUGGUGCAAUUUGACUCGGAUCCGACAGAUCGUGAGCCACCCUGGCUGUGAAAGCGUGGAGAUCGACAACAGUGUUUGCGUCGGCGCCUGUUUUUCGUACACGGUGCCGCAAACGUCGCCGCCGACACCUGGCGACGACUUGUUGCACUACUGCGACUCGUGCCAACAGGCGGAUUUCGAAUGGCGUGUGGUGGCGCUGGAAUGCAAAGAAGGCAAGUCGCCGAUGCUGAAGCACGUGCAGAUCAUCAACAACUGCACCUGCGCCAAAUGCCAAGAGACGCCAUCUGCCAGCCUGCAUCGCAAGCUGAGCAAUGAAGUCGACACCCCGGACUCGAGCCACACACCCGAAUUCAUUCCCAGCGUGCGACGCAAAAAGGUGCCCGACGGGAUGGCGUCGAAAACUGGACCGGAUCUGCAUCUGGCCCUCGGGCUCGGCGUUCAUCACGACGACACUGCUGUCGAGCAUGUGUCGAAUUCUGCUGCUGCAUCAGCCACGUCGCAGUUGAUGGCGACGACGACCAAUGUGCCGACGAGUCCGGCGAUGAGCAACCGGGUGCUUCUCCCGCCGCCGCCACUUUUGGACAAUGGGCCAGACUUGAUCAGCAACGCCGUGGACGCCGUUCCUGGGCACCACGACAAUAAUGCCGUGCCUGACGACGAUGACAGGAAGCUGCAUUAG